AUGACAGAUCAUGGAGCUUCUACUAUCGAUAGGUCACCCCAAUCAGUGUACUGUUAUAAUAAACUAUAUGAUCGAACAAAAGUGUCCACUUCAGGGACUAUUUCGGCCACUGGUUGAGCUAUUACCACGCGCCCUCAACUGGUAAUAGAUUGAAAAAUUGGAGACCUACAGUAAACGACCACAAUCCGCAAUGCAGAAGGAUGUCAAAGAGCCGAAUUUGCAAAUAUCAAUGGUCGAGAUUGGCCGUGAGGAUCGUUAAGAAUAUUAACAAUUUUGUUCCCAGUUCACCGGUUUUAUAGGGAAAUUGACGCACAGAUUGCUCAUGUCUUAUUUCAGUCAACUUCCGCAGAAAACUUCAAUGAUUUGGUCAUCGUUUUGGGUAUCCCGUUCGAAUUGGCUGAAUAUAAGAAGGUUUUUUUUUUUAGUUUGAAAACUGUUUUUAGAGAACAAAGUUCGUGAUAGUAAGCUCAGAAAGCUCUUUAUUUUUCUAUUUCAACACAAGGAAAAGUUUCUUUUUUGGUCAUUCUACUCCUGAAUUCUUGAACUUCUUUUCAUGUCCCCGUAUUGAACUUUCAAAACAAAUAUUCAUCCUUCGUUCCCCACUUCAAAUACUCAUUUUCACAGAUUUAUCUCGAAGAUUACGUGAAAAACGCCUGGAAGAAACUUUACGAGGCGACUAUUAUAAAAGCCAGGGAACUGCAAAAAAAUGGUUCGGUUCAAAUUCAUCUUCUGCAUGACUUGGUACAGCUCCUCUCAGCCGCCAAGCAAAGGUGUAAGGUUAGUGGAAAACAAAAAAAAUAUUCAUUUCAAGACGAUCCAAUUUACAGCCCCACAUUGUGGAUCUGUGCUGCUUCGUGCUGCCAAUCAUUGCAACGGAUGAAACGAUGAAAAUCCUCGGAAGCCUUGAUUUUUUCCCAAUUUUGCCUCAGUUGAAAGGUUGGGAAAUCAGGAUAAGUUGUCACUUUUCUGAUGAUCAAGGUUUCACCACGAAAGCUGAUCGAAUCAUCGAAGUGGAAAAUUUUGGUUGUAUGCACGUUUUCAUGAUCAUUGUCUAUCAAAUAAUGCUUCAUUUAACGGCUAAAGAGGUUUUUUCCAAAAUAGUUUUUUUUUACUGAAAGUUUUGAGAACAAUUUCCCGGCUGAAGUCAUUCCUACUGUUUUCGAUAAACUCGGAGAUAUUCUCAUCAGGGUUUUCGAUGCUGUGGCCACACAUCGCCCGCAGUCGGUUUGUCUCAAAAGUUGAUAUUUUGCCAAAGAUUCUAUAUUUUCAGUUGAGAAAUGCGGUGAGCGCUUUGGCGAAAUCCCUCAAAUGCAUGUUUUUGCUCAUCAGCAAAGAGGAAAAUAUUGCACGUUCCGGACGGAUGUUUUCUUUUUUCGAGCGUGUAAGUUUAAGGGAUUUUUCAAUCGAGUUUCUUUCGAAAUACGUUUUUUUAUGAACCUCUGUGCACGCAAUAAGAUUUAUAUAAAUAUUUGAGGACUCUUUUUCAAGAAGUUGAAGAAAAAAAUUUUUUUUAGUUGAGCUCAAACAUUUUUCGUUUAUUGGAGUACUGAAACUCGACUUUUUUUAAAAUUAGGCCUUAAAUAUAAGUAAAAAAGCUGAACUUUCCAAUGAGAACAUUUUCGAAACCAGGCAUAGGUUUUCUGACUUUUUCGAAGCAGCUCUGUGGAUAAAACUUCAUUUUUAGACACGAACUUUUAGGUUAAGCAAAAAAAAAGUCAUGAAAAUUCACUCGAUGUGUUAUCUAAUUUUGAAAUGAAGAAUUCUCUUUUUAGCAACGCUCAUCGGGCUUCUACCAUGUUUCAUGAACUAAAAUUGUCAUAAGAAAAUGUUUUCUAUACUUUUAUUGAAGAAAUUUACCCAUUUACGGUGCUGAUUUCAUAGAUCCAAAACUUUUUUCGAUUGUUUUGUGUUUUUUUUAUUAGAAAUGAAUGUGUUGUUGAUCUUUCGGAUCUUUGUCCUUUUUUCUUGAUCAUUCCCACCUUUUGCAGCUAGUGGAAAUUCUUACCGAGGCGCACGAGAAUGAAGUUCCGAAUGACGUCGCCGCCGACGGACUGUUAUCCCAGGAAUGGCUGGUGCUGUUCAAACUAUUGGCUCGCGAGAAGAUCAACCAUCUGAACGUUAAAACGAUGUCCAUGUGGAAGUUGUACUUCAACCGUGAAAUCGCGAAGCCGUUAGUAGUUUUGCAAGUUUCGGAACAAGCUUAAAUUUGGGAUUCGAAUGCGAAAAAAUGAUAAUAAUAAUAAUAACAAAUGUCCCUUUUACACUCAACCAACAAGUUUGGCGCCACAGAAACUCAGAAAAUGAGGCUGAAAAAAAUUGAUCGUCUCAGAGUCCACAAAUUAAACAAUCGGUUACUUCGUAUUAGCGAAUUUUGUCAGUAUGGAAACCAAGAAAAGGUCCCUUUUAUGUUCGUUGAAUAUUUUUCUUUGCUACUCUCGUUUUUUUUUCUCGAUGGGGUGUUCAAAACGAUAAUUUUCAGCUCCUCUUCCCAAACUUCUCUGGCGCCAUUUACGCCACCUGCUCCACUGAAACCAUUAGAAGUGAAGGUUUGUUUUUUGAAAGCUAGUUUGCUAAUUUUUCACGCUACAGGUGGACGAGCUCCAACCGCCACAUGCAAAACGAGCCAAAAUCUCUCCAGAAAAACGUCGUGGGCGACUAUCCGUCACAUUCCCGGUCGAAUUGUUUGAAAGAGUUAGAAGAGAGCGCAUGAUUUCAUCGCCGCUGAAUGCUCCGCAGAAUUUUGUCGCUUCUGUUUCGCCUAACAAAAAUGUCAGCCUUCUCAAAGUUUUUUGGAUUUUUAGUUGAAAAACGGUUCAUUGUUUGAAAAAAUUCAAUGAAAAUAGUUCUUAAUCACCUGAUUCGUUUAUUCAAGAAAACAAUUUAUUCACUAAUGGGGAAAAAUUUUACCAAAGGGGAAAGUAAGAGUUUUUUUUAGAGGCCCUUAAAAAGAGUAAAAAGUUUUUUUGAUCUCGUUUUUUGUCGGUUCAAGAAAAAAAGUAUUUCAGUUCCCUUGCAACCAAUAUUUUUUUAGACGGGAGUUUUUUUUAAAGUUUUAACAUUUUUUUGCGAAUAAAUCAAAUCUUAACCAAUUAAAUGAAAAAAAAAAAUGAAUAAAAUUUAGGCACUAGUUAGAAAAUUUUCAAUCGAAUGGCUAUUUUAGCUUGCAGAAAAAUCUAAUUUUUGAAAUGUGUUGUUUUUUAGUUUAAUUCUAGAUUCUAGAAUCUCGAACCCCUUUUUAAGGGUAUUUUAGUUGACGCUUCACAUAUUUCUCCGAAAAAAACCAUCAGAAAAAAGAAAGAUUUUAGCCAAACAUUCAUUUGUGGAAUUUUUAACUCAUCUGAUCUCUAUUUUUGAACUAGUCUAUUUCCAGGCAGCCGGAGACAAUUUAUCCCUCACUAGCGUCGAAAAUGAAAACGAUAUGAAUGGAAACGCCUCCAAGUCUUCCAAAGUAGCUAACACAGUCGAAAUCGGUCAGACGAAGCAUUCGGGUGGGUCUUCUCACGAAAAUGUGAGUUUUUUUUUGCAUCCGCAGUUCGAAAGUCCAACAACAUCAGAAAGAAAGAAAUUAAUCACGAACAUCAAUUUUAGUUUUUAGACAAGUUUGGAUACGUCGCAAGAGCUUGACGGCGGGCUAAAAAGAAACAGCGCGAAGCUUGCCGAAGUUCCUAGGCGUUCAAAUGUGAGUGCAGGUGAUCCUUUCUUUCGGAUAUUAUUGGAAUGGAUCUCUUUUUCCGUCGAUUUUGUUCGAUUUCACGGCUUUGCCCACGAGAAAUCGUUUUCUGACCAUACGUGGGCUAACAGGCUGUUUUUCACUUUCGGGCCCCCCUAUUCAUUCAGAUGGCUUUCUAAGCCGCGGAAAAUGCAUCCAUAUUAUUUAUCGAGCUUUUCAAAGUACAUUUAGUAGGAAAUUCGUUGCCUAUCUUUUUGCCGAGCUCCGAACGGCAGAUAAAAUCGCGGGGAAUCGUAGAAAUAGCCUUAUAAAAAAUUCCAGAGCUGAUAAAUCGACCUGAAUUCUAGUUUAAAUGGUACCAAUGGAUGAUACAUACAUGCUCACCAAAUUUUAAGCCGUUUGGAAAAUUAAAAAAAAUAAUCAACUUCUGACCCCAUAAGAAAAUGAUUUCUGGAGAUCUACAAUUUUUUGGCUCAAAAUCGUUAUCAACUUUGAGUUAACCCUAAAUAAGGUAUAUGCUACAAGUUUCCAGGCUUCCGGACGUUUUUUGACCAAGUUAGAGUGUUUCAAAGCGUUAUCACUUGACGGUUUGCGUACCCCCCCGUACUCCCCCAAAAUCCGAAAAUCGAUCUGUUUUCAAUGUUAUCCUACAUUAUGAAGUGAGUUUCAUGAUCUGGCCAAGUUUCGAGCCGUUUGGAUGAGUUUUAAGAAAAAUAAUUUUUUGGGUCACCGGAAAUUGAUAUUUUGAAAUUUUGAACUUUUUGGCUCAAAAACAUUAUUAACCUUGAGUCUACCCUAAUAUGGGUAUAUGCUCCAAAUUUGCUUCCGGACGUUUUUUGACCAAGUUACAGUGGUUCCCGACCGCGACGCAUGGUGGCAAAAUUUACGCUCCGCUUUCACUGUAUGUUAACGCCGUGAGGAUGAGUUGAAAAAGCGUUAGGGUGAAAUUUUCUCCAAAUCAAAUAUGUUGUAGAACACGAUUUUUGGGAUUUUUUGAAAAAAAAACUGAACAUCAUCACUCGAGCCGUUUUCGAGAUACGGUGGCUCAAAGAAGUACGGUAGACCCCUUCGAAAAUCUAUAUCUUGACAAAAAUUCGACGAAACUCAACCAAAGUUUGUAAUAAGGUGCAAUAUAAUUUUAUUCAAUUUUUUUAAAAAAAUUUAUCACUUCAUUAUUGCUUAUUAUUGCUCAUAUUAGAGAAUUUUUUUCUCAAAAAAAUCAAAAACCAGUACAUGACGUUGCGGUCCGGCGUUUUGUCUUGUUGCUUUCGAAACCACAAAAAAAAAUACGCUAUCUACUGAGCAAAACAUGAAUUAGGCGAGUUUUCCAUCUACGACCCGAAAACUUUAAAAAACAUGUAAUUUUAGGUAAGAUUACCGAAUAACUUUUUUAUCUCGUGUUUUUUUGGAUUGAAACUAGCGAAAUCGAGAUCAGCAUGCAUUCUUACAUCUACUAGGUCAUUUCUCAAAACGAAACAAGGAAAAAAUUCAAAAUUUCAAAAUAUCAAUUUCCGGUGACCCAAAAAAUUAUUUUUCUUAAAACUCAUCCAAACGGCUCGAAACUUGGCCAGAUCAUAAAACUCACUUCAUAAUGUAGGAUAACAUUGAAAACAGAUCGAUUUUCGGAUUUUGGGGGAGUACGGGGGGGUACGCAAACCGUCAAGUGAUAACGCUUUGAAACACUCUAACUUGGUCAAAAAACGUCCGGAAGCCUGGAAACUUGAAGCAUAUACCCAUAUUAGGGUAGACUCAAGGUUAAUAAUGUUUUUGAGCCAAAAAGUUCAAAAUUUCAAAAUAUCAAUUUCCGGUGACCCAAAAAAUAAUUUUUCUUAAAACUCAUCCAAACGGCUCGAAACUUGGCCAGAUCAUAAAACUCACUUCAUAAUGUAGGAUAACAUUGGUAACAGAUCGAUUUUCGGAUUUUGGGGGUCUACGCUAAAAGUUGAAAUAUUUCUGUUUUGGAGUAUUGACAUCUAGCUGAAUAUACUUCCAAAAAGCCCGCGAAACAAGAUAAUAGUCUCAUUCCAUUUUUUUAUAUUAACUUUAAUAAUCAUUUCACAUUGAUAGUUUUCCGCGGGGGGGGUACGUACUUUUUUUCGAGGGGAGUACGUACUUAUUCAAAGGGGGUACGUGAUGACGUCACAAAAAAGUAGUUGGUUAGCCCAUGUAUGUUUCUGACAAAAAAAUUUAUCCAGAAGGAAAGUUCAAAAAUAAAAAAAUUAUUUAGAAGUUUUGUAAAGUCUGUGGAUCUUCUAUCCGAAAAAAAUUUUUUUACGCUUUUAAAGGCAUAGGGGCAGUAAAAAAUGGGGUUUCAGGUGAAAGCAGCAUCUUAUAUAGUUUUUUAUUGCGAAUCGAAUGGUGUACUCAAAAAAAUUACAGAUGUGACAACUUUAGAAGAAAAACGCGAUUUCACUUUCCCGCCUUUAAUUUUGAAAAAUGCUUUGGAUCGGUAUGCAGACAACUGUUUACAGUAGCCGUGCACGAGAUGUUGCGGAUGUCUUAUUAGACUCACAUUUUGUAUGAAAUAACCGGCUAUCUGCUUCAAAUUAAGGGUUUCUUCUCUGAAAAAUUGAUUAAGAAAACCGAAAACACACAGUGAUAAUAAAGAAAACACAAAUAAUGUUAUCCCAAUCGAAACCUGUGUAAAAAUCAUCAUUUUUUUCACCAGAAAAAGCUUUUUGCGAUCAAAGUUUGCAAAUUAUACAUGAAUCGAAGGCUUUGGUGACGAAAAAAACUCUGGUGACAACAGAAAAAAAUUGAAAAUUAAAAAGAAACGAAGAAAAAAAGCGAAAAAUCCGGAAGAUGGCGAACCCUGUUGUCCAUAGAGCAACUUUACUGCAAGGCGCCCUUUUCGCGGGAACUCAAGCUUUCUUUUCUCCGACUUUGAAUUAUUUUUUCUCCAAAACUAGGAAUUUCUGUACGUUUCCAAGUUCACCGUUCGAUUCGCAAUGAAAAGCUCUACAAAAUACUGCUUUGAACUGAAACACCGUUUUUUACUGCCCCUUAUGCCUUUAAAGGAAUUAUUUCCUGACUGGAAAGGCGAUUUUUUUUAUCAAUUCGGGAAUGAUUAACUACAUGCCUAUCUUCAUAGAAAUUGCAAUUUUUGAAAGCGAAUUUUGUUAAACUUGACACAGCGCAUUUUUAAUACGCAAGUCAAGGCAUUGCGUAAAUUAUGGUUCUUAUGGUGUAAACACCGAGACGCACUGUCGCAUACUCCAAAUUUUCGUUCCAAUUUUUUAAUCUGCAAUUUUAAGAUAAUAGUUCCUGAAAUGUUCGAAAUCAGCUUAAGGUUUAACCAAAAAAAUUUUUGCACUUCGGAAGCUUCAUUCUUAAUAAGUAUAAUUUUUUUCGAAAGCUGCAUUUUUUUGUUUCAUUUUUCAAAUCUCAUAAUUCAAUUCAAAAUUCAUAAAAAGGAAAAAUUUUGGCAUAAGUCGAAUAAGAGGCACAGAGUGUGAAAUUUUCUCGACUACUGUUACAAUCAGACUGUCUCAGAUAAAGUUCAGAAAAUUCCCAAAAGGUGUACUUUUGAGUACUGUUAUGACUGAAUCCGACAGCACAAAUGUUUGAAUUUUUUGUUUCCUUGGCAAAGCAAAUUUUUUGGCUUUUUCUGAGCUGGAAUGAGGAAAUUAUACACGGAAUUUCUUUCUGCAUUUUUCGAAAAAGUUUACAUCUGUUUUGAACUAAAAAUAAUUUGUUACAAUUUGAUAUUUUUUUUAGGUAUCCCCAGAAAAAGCGAAGAGAAGAAGCAAAACCGAUAGUAGAAGACAGGGAAUUUCGGAUUUGUCGUCUUAUUCGAAGCACACACCGCCUGAUGUUCCAGACCCAUUGGAUGUAAGUUUCAUAAAUUUUUUGAGGCAACGAGUUCCAAUUGAAUUCAGCCCGGAAAAUGAAGUUUAAAUUUAGUCAACUAAAAGUGUGCUGUGUAGUGAAAGUCGCUUUUAAUUUGAUUUCAAAGGUUCAAAUUUUGGUAAUUUGACUCGAUUCCUGACUUUCAAGGGUGUUCAUGAAAAGUUAGGUCCAUUUGAAGUUUAAAAAAAUCAACGUCUCGGUCUGAUAUUUUUUUUCUAUAAAGAGGUAGAGUCUACCCAUAAGAUGACUGGUGAGCGAAAACAUACUCUCAAACUCCAAAAAGAUCAAAAAUUGAAGUAGAUAAUCAACUAGGAGAAUGGUAGGAAGAAAUUUUGGAUUCUCAAAAAAAGAGGUGAAUAUUUCCAAAAAUCGCUUUCCAAGAUAAAAAUUUGCAAAGAUUCGAGCCCCCAAGAUUGGUGUAUGCACAAUUAACACUCACGAAUAUUCACGGACCCAAAAUUCCUUCCUACCGUAAUUAGUAGAUUAAACAUUGUUAGUUCAGACCAUUGUUCAGAACAAUUUUUGAGCUUUCGGUCACUUAUUUUUCGAUUUCAGAAGAUCACACCUUUUCGGUGGUAUUUCGAUGUGGACAGCCCUUUGAUUGAAUGUCCUCUGGCAGCGUCUCAAAUUCAUAUGCGAACUCUCGGCUCAAAAAAGUUGUUUCGAAUUUUUUCUACGCAGAAUAAUGAUUGAAUUUGAGACGUAAGGAAGAGUUUCUGGCGAAUUUGAGAGCGAAAAAGGUGAAUACGCUGGGUGAGCUGAUGAACCUGUCGAUUUUCGACGUCGUCAAAGUUUUUCCGCUGGAACUGCACCUCAAUUCGCCUAACGCCGCCGUGUGCAUUCAGAAGGCCUUCAUACGGCUCGAAAUGGAGAUUCGAAGUGAUAUCCGAAAUUCCUCUUGA
Caenorhabditis auriculariae is the source of this 8421-nucleotide messenger RNA. The record is from the annotation of a GenBank genome assembly. Lineage: Eukaryota; Metazoa; Nematoda; Chromadorea; Rhabditida; Rhabditidae.